Messenger RNA from Tuber aestivum (summer truffle), 4359 nucleotides. The record is from the annotation of a GenBank genome assembly. NCBI's taxonomy places the organism in Eukaryota, Fungi, Ascomycota, Pezizomycetes, Pezizales, Tuberaceae.
AUGCCAUCAAAAUACAAACCGACCCGCGAUCGCAAACAACGGCGUGCGCCAAAGCUCCAUCGUGAUGGCGGGGACGAUACCAGGGAAGCUGCACCACCACCACCACCGACUGCGACACCGUCGGACCCCAACGCGGAGAUCAUAAUCCCCCCGACAAAAGCGCAGAAGGCUGAGAAGCGCAAGGCGGACUUACUCGCCGAGGCGAGGGCCGGGACCCCCGGCAUGUCCGGGAAGAAAUUGAAGAGGUUUAAUAAGUAUAUUGUACUGCUCCCCUUUCCUACAAUCCUAUCUAUUACGGGCGCGUGGCUGAUUGGGGGUUACAGGAGAAUAAGCUCAGGAAGGAAGAAAAGGCGGAGAUAAUAGCAAAACUAGCUGCGGGUGCGUCCUCGAUGGACAUAGGGCUGCUGAGGAGCACGAGGGAGCUUGGAAGGGGGCGGGAGACUAAGAAGGAGAGAGUGCGAAGGGCUUUUAGGGAGGUUAAGGCUGGGAUUGCAGGGGAGGAGAGCCGGGGAGUGGUGCUCGAGGAGAGGGUUGUUAGGGAUCCCGCAGAGCUUGAGGUGGUUAUACCCCCGGCGGUGGAUUUGGAGGAGGCCGUGAAGGCGGGAGCGGAGGCUAAGGUUCAAGAGAGAGCCGCGGAGAGACUUCCCGUGGUGCCGGUGAUUGCGAUUGGCUCUGGGCUCAAGAGGCCAUUGGAGACGGAUGAAAAUGGCUUCCCGAUUAUCAAAAGGGUUAAGAAGUCUGCCCAGACACGGCAGGAACGGUUGAUGGAGGCGAUUAAGGUUAUGGAAGGGGAAAUUAGUGGGAGUGGGUCUGAGGAUGAGGAUAGUUCGAGUGGUGGGAGUGUGGAGAGUGAAGAUGAAGAGGAGGAGUGGGGGGGCAUUGCUGAUGAUAUUGACGUCGCACCUGAUGCCCGAGCCAUAGGUGGUGAUCCCGUGGAGGGGGGCGGGCCCGAUGAGUCUGGGGAAAGGGACAAAGGAGAAGCCUCGGACGGCGAGGAUGAUGAUUCAGAGGAAGACAGCGAAGAGGAAGAAGGCGGUGAUUGUGAAGACAAUGGACUAGUUAGCCAUCUCCGACGGGGCCAGUCUGAGAAAGCAAAUGCCUUCAAAGCCUGGGCUCUUGCUCAACGAAAGCAAAUCUUUAACGACGGCGAGCCCGAACACUCAGUGCCAAAUCUUCUAGAACUCAAACCCAAAGUCGUCGCGGUUACCAAAACGGCCCCCGCUCCCAUACCCCCCCCGUCACAGGAUGUCAAAAAGGUAUGCCUAUAAUAAUCUGAAAUCACCUCUAAGGUCAUUGAGCUAAAAUAAACCCAGGCGUCCUUUGUAACUGUUGGGCGCCCCAUAGAGAUACAGUCUGCCCGUCUUGCCCUCCCAGUCGUAGCUGAAGAACAGCGCAUAAUGGAAGCAAUAAAUGCGAACGAUUGUGUAGUCAUAUGCGGUGAGACCGGUAGUGGAAAAACUACGCAGGUUCCGCAAUUCCUCUACGAAGCUGGCUAUGGCUCGCCGAAUACGUCGAUGCCUGGCUUAAUCGGUGUGACACAGCCGCGCCGAGUCGCAGCCGUGAGUAUGGCGAGUAGAGUUGGCGAGGAAUUAGGCGAUGGAGGGAAGAAGAAAGUCUCGUACCAGAUCCGAUUUGAGGGAACUGCGGGGCCAAACACCGCAAUUAAGUUUAUGACGGACGGGGUCUUGCUCCGGGAGCUUUCCGAGGACUUUUUACUUAGGAAGUACUCUGCUGUUAUAAUUGACGAGGCGCAUGAGAGGAGUAUCAAUACGGAUAUUUUGAUUGGGGUUAUGAGUCGCGUGCUCAAGCUUAGGAGGGAGUUGGCGGAGAAAGAUGAGACGAAGGUGUUUUUUUUUUAAGUUUGUGGCGAACUAAAAUGGGUUGUGACUGACUGUUAUUUUAGCCCUUGAAGUUGAUCAUUAUGUCUGCUACUCUGCGGGCAUCGGAUUUCACAGAGAAUCAACAACUUUUCCCUGCAGCGCCGCCAUUGCUUAAGGUGGAGGCUAGGCAGCAUCCAGUGUCUAUUCACUUCUCCAGACGCACUGCUAGCGAGUAUCCAGACGAAAUUUACAAAAAGGUUUGCAAGAUCCAUCGGCGCCUUCCUCCUGGCGGUGAGUCCUUUCCUUGCGUGGGUAUUCAGAGUGAUGCUGAUAUGCGGUGAUAGGAAUUCUUGUUUUCUUGACUGGCCAGAAUGAGAUCACUCACUUACUUAAGCGGCUGAGGAAAGCAUUUCCGUUUAAGGGUGAAAGGAAGGGCCCAGGUUCUGCACCUGUCCCACCAUCGGCGCAGAUAUCAGCCAGUGAGGCGGUUGUUGAAACUGAAGAUAUGGAGCUUGGUGAUUUCUCGAGGCCCGAUUCAUACGGUAGCGAGGAAGAGGCCUCUAAUAUAGGUGAUGAUGAUGACCUCGGAGAAGAGAUGUCUGCCGAAGACGUUGAAUCACCGCUUCACGUUCUUCCUUUAUACUCACUUCUCCCGACUAAGGAGCAAUUGAAAGUAUUCGGGGAAGUACCGGAGGGAUCAAGAAUGUGUGUUUUGGCGACCAAUGUUGCGGAAACCUCCUUGACAAUCCCUGGAAUUCGAUACGUUGUUGAUUGCGGACGUUCGAAAGAACGCAACUACGACAAGACCACUGGAGUUCAGAGUUUCGAUAUCGGUUGGGUCAGCAAGGCGAGUGCUGCACAGAGAGCUGGUCGUUCUGGGAGAACGGGUCCGGGUCACUGCUACAGGCUUUACUCCUCCGCAGUCUACGAACGGGAUUUCCCUGAGUUUUCCGAGCCCGAGAUCCUGCGGAUGCCAAUUGAAGGUUCGUUCGAGUGAUAGGUUAUGAUUAUCGUGUUUUACUAACUGGUCCAAGGACUUGUCUUGCAAAUGAAGAGCAUGAAUAUCGAUACAAUUGCGAAUUUCCCAUUCCCGACUGCGCCGGAUCGGCCAAGUUUACAAAAGUCCGAAAGGGUGAGUCUUGUAAUCGUCAUUGACACGUGUUGUCCUGACAUUGGGACUAACUCGUCAACAGCUUCUCGAAUACCUCGGAGCACUUGAUCCGAAAGGCGCCCUGACGGAAUUGGGAAGAGUUAUGAAUUUCUUUCCGUUGUCACCACGUUUCUCGAAGAUCCUCAUCAUCGGCCAGCAACAUGAGUGCCUACCAUACAUCAUUGCGAUCGUGGCAGCCUUAUCAGUGGGGGAUAUUUUCAUACCAGAGCACCAACUGGGCAUGCAUGGGGAGGCAGGCGACGAGGAUGCACCGAGAAAUUCUGAAACAGCGUUUGAAGAUGCACAGCAAACUAAACGGCGGAAGGAAUACUACCGUGCUCACCGGACCUUCUCAACUCUAGACCUCACCAGCGAUGUCCUGAAACUCCUAUCUGUAGUCUGUGCGUAUGAGUACGAGAAGGACUCUACAAGCUUCUGCGAGCGCAACUUCCUUCGGCUGAGAGCCAUGCAGGAAACACACAAACUCCGCCAGCAGAUCUCCAAAAUCGUCAAAACAAAUUGCCCGGGCGUGCUCAACUCCUUCAACCCAAAAUUACCCCCACCAUCCACAGUGCAGGUCAACGCUCUGAAGCAAAUCAUCGCAGCCGGCUUCAUAGACCAGGUCGCCAUUCGUGCAGACCUCCUCCCCAACUCCCCAUACAAACUCAGCUAUAACAGCGCGAAAAGAGUGACAGAAGUACCCUAUAUGACGCUCUUCGCAUCGUCUACAUUCCAGCAGUCCACGGAUGAAGGCGCGCCGCUGGACCCAGCAGUGUACGUCCACCCGAGUUCGGUCUUGGCAUCGCAGUCCUCAUACCCGGAGUACCUGGUGUAUAGCGAGCUGAAGAAAUCCGCUUCGCCGACCGGUAAGGUCCGGAUGAAGCCUUUGACGCCCGUCACAGGAGUACACUUGGCGUCGCUCGCGAAGGGGACGCCACUGAUCACUUACUCCAAGCCGCUGGAGCAUGUUCCUCCGAAGGUGCUGGAGGACUCGAUGGGGAAGAGGAGGGAGUGUUGGGUUAUUCCUAGAAUUGGGGGGGCGAUUGGUAGGAGCGAGGUUGGGUGGGGGUUGCCGGCAAGGAAGGUUGUACAGAGGAAGGAGGAGGGAAAGUGGGUUGUUGAGUAGAUCUAUGAUGCUUAUGGUACUUGCUCGAUGGGCUUUUGAUAGAGGUGGGUGCGCUGUGCUUGUAUGAUAGUGUGAUAAUACCUUAGGAAAUGUAUCGAAGUUUUGGUUUAUUUUGUGGCUGAAUGCCUUCCCCGGGGGUUGUGGUGGCCCUGCCGUGGUGGACUGUUUUACUUGUGCUUGAAGUGGAAAACUGGGAAUUAGGCAUAUUCGGGCUUGCACUAUGAUACGAUACUAUCAUACUACCGCACAUGAACCUCGAAUUG